UUCGCAGUAUCUGAAAACGAGCAAACACUUCACGUAGGAACUAUACACUCAUUUGUCAAUGAAGAAAGAACUGGUGCAGUCAUACGUAAUGCUAAGGAAGGCAAUAAAGAUUUUAUCAGUGAUUGCAAUCAUGUGGAUAGUAUCACUACUGACGAUAAUGAAGGAAUAUAAGGGGAACACAAAGAUGGUGCUAAUUGAACGAGAUAAUUCGUACGAGAAAGCUUUAGACAAAUUUAGGAGAAGUUACGAAAACGGAUCUACGGAUUUUAGAGUUUGGCAAAUCCUCCCGUUUGCGAAUACUGGUUUAACGGAUUACGAAAAGGAUAACAUUAUUAAGGGUUAUGAAUAUCCACCAGGAGGCGAUGGCAGACCAGUAGUUUUAGAAAACAAUCUCAGAUACUACAUCAGGCAAGAAAUACAUAAAGGUUGGAGAGAUCAUGCAUUUAAUAAAUUCGUCAGUGAUCUUAUACCAGUGAAUCGGACGCUUUUAGACCCAAGGGAUCCCUGGUGCAAAGAACAAAACUAUUCUACGGAUUUACCAAAAGUGACAGUCAUCAUCUGUUUCUACGACGAAGCCUGGUCUACGCUAAUAAGAACAGUAACUUCAGUUUUAAAUAGAAGUCCACCAGAACUGCUGGAUCAAAUUAUACUGGUCGAUGAUCACUCAACAAUGGCACAUCUCAAGAAACAAUUAGAUGAUUACGUGCGUAUCACUCCUAAAGUGACUUUACUCCGAGCAACAUCACGCGAGGGGAUUGUAAGGGCGAGACUGAUGCCAAUGAAAUACGUCAAAACGCCUGUUGUUUUCUAUCUAGAUAGCCAUUGUGAAUGUGCUCAAGGAUGGCUUGAACCGUUACUGGAGCGCAUCAAAAAUAACCCAAAUGCUGUAGUCAGUCCGGUGCUUGACCACAUUCAUGAAACUACUUUCGAAUACAUCGCUCAAGAAACCGACGACCUUCGACUUGGUGGAUUCAAUUGGGAUCUAAGGUUUUCUUGGAUAGGUAUACCUCAAGAAGAAUUAGACAAAAGAAAAAACCCAGCCGCUCCUAUAGCCACACCAACUAUCUCUGGCGGUCUUUUCGCCAUAAACAAAGAUUUCUUUGAAAAACUUGGUUACUAUGAUGAGGAGUUUGAAAUUUGGGGUGCAGAGAAUUUGGAGCUGUCGUUCAAAACUUGGAUGUGUGGUGGAAAAUUGGAGAUAGUGCCUUGCUCGCACGUCGGCCACCUUUUUAGAAAGAGGAUACCGUAUGAGCAGACGAAGAAGUCGUUAAAGAAGAACUUUGUUAGGUUGGCAGAGGUUUGGCUAGAUGACUACGCAAAAUAUUAUUACGAACGAAUUGGAAAUGACAAAGGCGAAUACGGCAACCUGUCUUCAAGAUUUGAACUGCGCAAGAAAUUAAAAUGCAAACCCUUCAAAUGGUAUAUAGACAAUGUGUACCCUCAGAUAGAAAUGCCUGAUAAAUACGUAGCUAGCGGACAAAUUUACAGUGCAGGAAAUUCAGGUCUGUGUUUAGAUGCCUGUAUCUCUCUAGAGCAUUAUCAAGAACCAGUUAAAAUACUGCCCUGUCAUUUUGAAGGCGGUAAUCAGUUUUGGACAUACACAAGUCCUGGCGAAAUACGACGGGACCAUUUAUGUCUUGACUAUUUAUUUAAUACAAUAACUUUAUUCUUCUGCCGCAAUGCUGCCACACAAAUCUGGCUGUAUAACGAAAAGAGCCAAGUCAUAAGACAUAUGGCAACGGAACAGUGCUUGAACAUAGGUCAGUUUCCUGAAGGAUUGAGUUUAGUUCUAACACAAUGUUCGGCGUCUGUUACACAAAGAUGGGUCAUAGAACAUUUUAAAUACGAAAAGUUAGCCCCACAAGUACAAAUUGGACUGUCCGAAUGGGAAAAAUUGACGAAUCUGUAGAAAAAAUAAUAAUAUACAAAGAAAAUUAACCCUCUUUUAACUACUUUGAUUUCACAAAAUUGAGAGAAUUUGAAUUUGGAUUUAAAACAUUAUCUUCUUUAAUUCUAAUACGCAAAAGCAGAGUAAAAAAAUUAAAGUUAUCAUUUUUUU
Molecule: messenger RNA, 2059 nt
Organism: Trichoplusia ni (cabbage looper)
Lineage: Eukaryota; Metazoa; Arthropoda; Insecta; Lepidoptera; Noctuidae
Product: putative polypeptide N-acetylgalactosaminyltransferase 9
Exons: 10
Coding region: 59-1909 (616 amino acids)
Cellular component (GO): Golgi apparatus
Source: RefSeq, a predicted model, not a curated record